Closterium sp. NIES-67 is the source of this 2930-nucleotide messenger RNA. The record is from the annotation of a GenBank genome assembly. Lineage: Eukaryota; Viridiplantae; Streptophyta; Zygnematophyceae; Desmidiales; Closteriaceae.
GUCUUCUUGGGUGAGGCAGCGCACUCAGCUGAUCGGGGAGCUCAUGGGGCGACUGGCGAGAGAUCCGUCAGCGUGGGUGCGGGAGGCCGCUCUUCAGAUGCUGGGGCCUCUGCUCUCCGUGCUAAGGGGCGCUGACAUGCGGGACCUGGUGCACAUGUUCACGAGCAUGGCACAGCCGGGGCCGGUGGAUGCUGACGAUGAUGACGACCGCCUACCGCUCUACUGCGCCUUCAACUUCCCAGCCGUGGUCUGGCGGGACUGGCUGGGGCCGCGCAUCGCGGUGCAGAGCCUGCUGCCGGCGCUGGAGUCACUGGUCACAGAUGAGGACGAGUGCGCGCACCUGCUGCCGCGCCUGCUGUGGCGCCAGGGGGUGGCGCCCGAGGAGAUGGAGGCGCAGGAGAGAGCAGCUCGGGCAGCAGCAGAGGCAGCAGAGGCAGCAGAGGCGGCAGAGGCGGCAGAGGCAGCAGAGGCAGCAGUAAUGGCAGCAAUGGCAGCAGCAGCAGCAGCAGCGAAGGCAGAGGCAGAGGCAGAAGCAGCAGCAGCAGCAGAGGGAGCAGAGGGAGCAGAGGGAGCAGAGGGGGCAGAGGGGGUAGUUGGAGUAGAGGGAGGAGAGGUGGGAGCGGGUUGCGCUCCAGCUGCAGUGGCAGCUGCCAGUGAAGGCGUGGAGAGUGGAGGCAGGCGACCAGAGGGGCUGGUCGUCACUCCCUUGAACCCACCUCCUGAUACGGACAGCCGACGUGCAGAGGGCACUGUUGCUCAAGGCCCCACUAAAGUGGGAUUCGUUAUCAGUAGCGGUCUAAGCCAGGAGGCAAGUGUAGACGAUGAUGAGUAUGUGGACAGCCCCCGGUACCCCCUGCUAGUGCCCUCCUGGGUGCUCCUGGGGGUGCUGCUGGUGCAGAUGCUGUUGGUACUGUGGAUUCUGCUGGUGCUGCGGGUGCUGCUGGUGCUGUAGGUGCGGAUGCUGCUGGUGUGAGCGAUGGCAAUGAGAGAGGGGAGAGGGCGGCUGGGACAGAUGGAGAGGGGAGAAUCCAGGAUGGAGGAGAGGAGGGAAAUGAGGGACUGCGAGGGGAGACAGGGGAUCUGCACGGAGAGAACCCAGGAGCGGAGCAGCGAGGGGAUGAGGGGGAGAAGAAAUCAAGUGCCAAGGUGUGGGGAGAAGAGGCAGGAUCAGGAGGGGUUAGCUCGGUUGUGGGGAGGAGGGAGGCAGGGGGGAGGGAGGAGAGUACUGGGCUUUGGGCGAAGCUGAUGAGUGGAUUGGCUGGUCUCGGGGCAGGUGGUUUGCUGGGGGAGAUGGCAUCUGGGGCAGGCGUGGAGGGUGUGGGAAGGGAUGUGGACAGUAAGUGUGAGGGGUCGAGUGUGGGGUUGAGUGAGGGAACCAGGGAAGAUAGUGUGAGUGAAGGGAGUGUGGAAGGGAAAGAGGAGGGAGAGGCGGAGGGAGCAGAAGGAGCAGAGGGGAGACUGCAGGGCAAAUGGGCAGAGGUGAGAGGGGACCUUGGUGGUGAAGGUGAGGGUGCACCUGAGGGUGAUUCUGGUCGGGGUGAUUCUAAUGAGAGUGAUGCUGGCACACGAGGUGUGGCAGCAAAUGGAUCGCAUAUGGGCGAUUCUGCUGGUGGUGGCUGUGCGGCUGCUCCUGCUGGCAGCCACAGGGGAGCUGCAGGAGGAGCGUGUGGGAAAGAGGGGGAAGAAAAGGGACGGGAGGGAGGAGGCAGUGAGGGAGAGGGAGGAUGGAGGGAUGGGGAGGAUAGAGGGACUAGUGAGAAGGGGGAAGGAGUGAGGAGAAUUGGGGAGCAAGGAGGCAGCAAAAAGGGGGAAGAGGGAGGAGAGAGAGAGGGGGAGGAAGGAGGCAGCAGAGAGGGGGAAGGAGGAGGGGGGAGAGAGUAUGGUGUGGGUGUGGAGGCGGUGUGGGACCGUGGAGGAGAGGGGACAGGUGAAGAGCCAGGGGAUAUGAGCAGAGUGGCAGCAGGAGAAGGGAACAGUGAGGCGGGCAGCGAGGGGGAUCCAGGGCAGGACGGAAGGGGGAGCAGUACGGAGAAGGUCGGGCAUGCACUCAGCACAGCACAGGAGGGAGGGGAGCACGAGCGUCACAGUGAACGUGUUGGACAGGGAGAGCACCAACCCAGAGCCAACCAGCAAGAUGGGCAGCGACAUGCCAGCAACGCGGAUGAGGGAGAGGGGCACCCAACUGGAACGACGCGGCAAGGGGCGGAGAACUACUCUGCCAGCAGCGGUCAAGAGGGGGCGGAGCAUGGGUAUCCUCCGUUAGGCCCCGCGAGGGGGGGAGUGAGCGUGGUCCCUCCAGCAGCGGGCAGCAGUGUGGGGAGUAUCGGUGCCUAUCAGAGAGCUCUCAGAACGACCCCCCUGCGAGCAGUGCGCAGGAGGGCGGGGAGUAUCGGCUGCAGGUGCAGGUGGGCACGCCGGCGCCCAACACUGUGCGUGUCCAUGUGGCGGCUGCUGACUCGCCGAGGCCUCUGGUGCUGGGCGGCAGCAACCCGAGUGCGCAGCUGAGGACCCUGCCCAGCCGCAACCGCCUGCGGCCGCAGCUGAGGCUGCCAGGGCGGGAGAGCAGCUGGCACCUGCGACUUGCUGCACUCAGCCAAGCCUCAGACGUGGCUCAGCUGCUGCCGCCCAACAGCACCUCCCUGCCCCUCCUCGUUGACCUCGUGCUCACUCUCUGCAGGUAACAACCGGUGCAGGUGAUAUCUAGUUCAGGUAACAUCUGGCGCAGGUACUUUUGAUGCAAGCGUCAGCCAGUACACAUAACACCCAGUGCAGAUAGCUACCGGUGCAGGCGAUAACCAGUGCACGUAACAACCGGCUUUGCUCCGCAGCUCCUGUGUGCAGGUCCUAUCUAAAACCUCCUGGUUCCUACUCCCCUGCUCUCUUCCUUUAUUGUGUUGUGCGGCAUCCUUCAAUUUUACUCCACACUACCA